AUGUCUGUCAAAGCCACAGAGACCCAGAUUGGGAUUUACAACAAUACCAAAUACACGAUCUCUGCCCGCAUCACCAAUGACAACGCUGAUACGGGGGGUCUCGGAUUCUUUGAUAUCGAGCCAGGAAAGACCGAAUUGUGGAAGCGAGGCCACUGGCAAGUGGCCUUCGUGUUGAAGAGGUCGUACGAGCCAUCUGACAACCAGGCGGAGACUUUGGUUGUGAAGCCUGGAGAGAUCUACAAUAUCAACGAUGACUAG
This is a messenger RNA of Suillus subaureus, 258 nucleotides long. RefSeq lists its product as uncharacterized. The transcript is spliced from 2 exons. Lineage: Eukaryota; Fungi; Basidiomycota; Agaricomycetes; Boletales; Suillaceae. The record is from RefSeq and is a predicted model, not a curated record. Bases 1 to 258 code for a protein of 85 amino acids.